Molecule: messenger RNA, 761 nt
Organism: Alternaria rosae
Lineage: Eukaryota; Fungi; Ascomycota; Dothideomycetes; Pleosporales; Pleosporaceae
Product: translation initiation factor SUI1
Exons: 3
Coding region: 303-761 (152 amino acids)
Biological process (GO): translational initiation
Cellular component (GO): eukaryotic 43S preinitiation complex
Molecular function (GO): RNA binding; translation initiation factor activity; ribosomal small subunit binding
Source: RefSeq, a predicted model, not a curated record
UUGUCUCAUUCGCACCUUCAGCUCGCAUCUAAUACCGAUCAGCCCCGAACGGCAAAGCAUCACCCUUUUGGCGCGCACAGACCACGGCGGGGCUCGCCUUCCUCUCCCGCCGCAUUCCCCACCUCUUUCUCUCAGCCUGCUCGACGCUACAGACCUUGGAACUCUCACUUGCACCCUCCCGACUUGUCACCACCCCCAAACCACCCCAACUCGACUCCCAGCCCACCCAAGUCAGCCGCCCGCUACCCAAAGCAUCCAUACCCAACAACCCCCCACCUACACGCGCGCUCACCGACUGUCGUAUGUCCAUCGAGAACCUCAAGACCUUCGACCCGUUCGCGGAAGCGGAUGAAGAUACCGGCCAGGUCAAGCAGACUCAGCAGGACUACAUUCAUAUUCGUAUCCAACAGCGCAAUGGCCGCAAGACCUUGACGACCGUCCAAGGUCUCCCCAAGAAAUUUGACCAGAAGAAGAUCCUCAAGGUGAUCAAAAAGAAGUUUGCCUGUAAUGGCACCAUUGUAAGCGACGCCGAGAUGGGCGAAGUCGUCCAACUCCAGGGCGAUCAGCGCAAAGACGUCCAGGACUUCUUGACCGACAAGAAGGAGGGACUUGGUCUUGAUGCGAAGACGAUCAAGGUGAGUCACAGCCCGACACGAUUUAGCACCGAGUCACAGACUAACCGGAAUUCAGGUCCACGGUUUCUAGUCGUUCAUGACUAUUACCUUGUGCCUCCUCAAUAUGCCAGCUUCCUUCGUCUGUGA